UAGUUGGGUGAUGGAAACACUUCAAAUUUUAGCCCCAUACUUACUGAACUACACACCAAGACUGUGUGGACUCACUCCUCACAAAGAAGCAUGGCAAGGCUGGUGGCACUCCAACAGAACCAGUUAUCUUUCUCUCCCUUAGCUUCCUCUCUUUCUGAUUUUAGUGGAACCAGACUUCAAACUCAAAUUCAGCAGGUAUUCUUGAAAAGAAAAUCAUGGCAGCCAAAAGGAUCUUUUUAUGUAUCAGCAUCAAGCACCAAGAAAAUCCUCAUAAUGGGAGGCACUAGGUUUAUUGGUGUAUUUUUGGCUAGGCUCCUUGUCAAAGAGGGUCACCAGGUGACUUUAUUCACAAGAGGAAAAGCACCCGUCACUCAACAAUUGCCAGCUGAAUCAGACAGUGAUUAUGCUGAUUUUUCUUCCAAGAUAUUGCAUUUGAAAGGAGACAGGAUGGACUUUGAAUUCGUAAAGUCCAGUCUCUCAGCACAAGGGUUUGAUGUUGUUUAUGACAUAAAUGGACGAGAGGCAAAUGAAGUUGAGCCCAUACUGGAUGCUCUGCCUAACCUGGAACAGUUCAUUUACUGCUCUUCUGCUGGUGUCUAUCUCAAAUCUGAUUUAUUACCUCACGCUGAGACUGAUGCAGUUGAUCCUAAGAGCAGGCACAAGGGAAAGCUUGAGACAGAGAGCUUGCUGCAAUCAAAGGGUGUUAAUUGGACUUCUGUAAGGCCAGUCUACAUCUACGGACCCUUGAACUACAACCCUGUUGAAGAGUGGUUCUUCCACAGAUUGAAAGCUGGUCGCCCAAUUCCUAUUCCCAGCUCAGGAAUACAGAUGACACAACUUGGUCAUGUUAAGGAUUUGGCAAGAGCUUUUAUUCAGGUUCUUGGUAAUGAUAAGGCCAGCAAGCAAGUGUUCAAUAUCUCAGGAGAUAAGUAUGUUACGUUUGAUGGAUUAGCAAGAGCAUGUGCUAAGGCUGGUGGGUUCCCGGAGCCAGAGAUCAUUCACUACAAUCCUAAAGAUUUUGAUUUUGGGAAAAAGAAGUCAUUUCCAUUUCGUGACCAGCAUUUCUUUGCAUCAAUUGAGAAGGCAAAGAGCGUGCUUGGGUGGGAACCUGAAUUUGGCCUUGUAGAAGGUCUUGCGGACUCGUAUAACCUGGACUUUGGCAGAGGGACUUUCCGGAAAGAGGCCGAUUUUUCAACAGAUGACAUAAUUCUUGGCAAGAGUCUUCUUACUGUUAGUGCAUGAUUAUUCUUCUUUCAGUUAUCAGUAUUUCCCAUAUAAAUUAAAAGAGCUGUUCUGCUAUGCUAUAAUGUCAUCAGAUAAAGUUGUGUAAUGUUCCUCAGUUUUUCAUGCAGUGAUUCUUUUUUAAAUAAAUAAUGGUUUUGCCUUCAA
Gastrolobium bilobum is the source of this 1389-nucleotide messenger RNA. RefSeq names its product chloroplast stem-loop binding protein of 41 kDa b, chloroplastic. NCBI's taxonomy places the organism in Eukaryota, Viridiplantae, Streptophyta, Magnoliopsida, Fabales, Fabaceae. The record is from RefSeq and is a predicted model, not a curated record. Gene Ontology annotation, cellular component: cytosol. Bases 91 to 1242 code for a protein of 383 amino acids. The transcript is spliced from 11 exons. Gene Ontology annotation, biological process: rRNA processing. Gene Ontology annotation, molecular function: RNA binding.